AUUGCAACACAUUCCCAAAACGCAAUUGCUUGUGACGCACAUUCCACUACCUUACCCCUUUUGGCUCUCUUACAAGUCGUGAAUAAAUUGGAUGCAUUUGGCCGCCGAUUCAUCUCUGGUUCUAUUCUGAAAUUAAGCUUCACAGAAAUUAAGAUGGGAGUGAUCGCUUAUCUAGACAACGUUUUGGUUCCCAUGAGCCUCUUUCUCACAGUUGGUUACCAUGCCUAUCUAUGGCACAACCUCAAGAACAAGCCCUCUCGUACCACAAUUGGGAUCAAUAUGCUGAAGAGGAGAGCUUGGUUCCUAGAGCUAGAUGGGGGUGAUGAUAAGAAAGGCAUGUUAGCAGUCCAAAGCUUGAGAAAUACUCUUAUGGGGACAACACUCACAGCCACAGUAGCAAUUCUUAUUCAAGUCUCGCUGGCAGCUCUAAUAAACAAUUCCUAUAGUGCAACGCACCUCUUCAGCAAUACCUUUUUUGGGUCACAAUCCACCAAGAUUUUUGCCUUAAAAUAUGGCUCCGCAGCUUUGUCUUUGUCAGUUUGCUUCUUGUGCAGCUCCAUGGCGAUUGCGUUUUUGAUCGAUGCCAACUUCUUGAUCAAUGCUUGUGAUCAGGAGUUCUCAUCUUCUGGACACGCAAGAACCAUACUUGAGAAAGGGUUUAUUUUGGCUCUUGUAAGCAACAGGAUGCUGUGCAUCACUUUUCCUAUGCUGUUGUGGAUGCUUGGUCCUGUCCCGGUUUGGUUGUCAUCUUUGGCGAUGGUUUGGGGGCUUUAUGGGCUGGAUUUUCCUGGCAAGUUCAAUAAAAGCAAUAAGCAAAAUCUCAGUUGAUGACUGAAACGAAAUAUUUAGACUUUGCCUGCAGUAAAUAUUGGAACUUUUGUUUUAGCUU
Messenger RNA from Malus domestica (apple), 889 nucleotides. RefSeq lists its product as uncharacterized. Lineage: Eukaryota; Viridiplantae; Streptophyta; Magnoliopsida; Rosales; Rosaceae. The record is from RefSeq and is a predicted model, not a curated record.